Molecule: messenger RNA, 1605 nt
Organism: Hemiscyllium ocellatum (epaulette shark)
Lineage: Eukaryota; Metazoa; Chordata; Chondrichthyes; Orectolobiformes; Hemiscylliidae
Gene: cdca4
Product: cell division cycle associated 4
Exons: 2
Coding region: 172-1020 (282 amino acids)
Cellular component (GO): nucleus
Molecular function (GO): transcription regulator activity
Source: RefSeq, a predicted model, not a curated record
UGGCAACCGGGCCUGCCAGCUGUCCAUCAGAGGGCAGCGUUUCCUGCCGCCGCCGUGAUUGUCUCAGUUCCAGUAAAUCGCUUCGCUGUCUUCAGUUCGCGCGUUCUGUUUCCCCCCACCCUCUCUUUUUCUGUGUCUAUUCUUUAUGCUCGCCAUUUAAAGUAUUGAUCGAUGCAGGUCAACAUGUUGGGAAAAGGCACAAAGCGUAAAUUUCCUGAAGAGCAAGCUGUAGAUGCCUGCCCUGAUUCUGUUGGUAGCAGUCUUAAUUUGCCAUAUAAUUUGCAACGCCAGUCACUUCUAAACAUCUCAUUGUUCAAACUUCAGCUCUGCAAGAUGGUGGUGGAACCAAAUCUUUGUCGUUCAGUGCUUAUAGCCAAUACCGUACGACAGAUUCAGGAGGAAAUGAUACAAGACUGCAGUUGGCAGGGACAAAUGGCUUUCACAGGAAGUGAUCUGUACAUAGAUCAUACUACUUCAGAUAGUCUAAUUGCCACAGAUUUUUUAUGUAGCCCAAACAAAGAGCUACAUGUAGAAAGUACCACUCCUUCCAUCCGCAAUACCGACACACUUACUAAAAGCAAGGUAAACUGUUCAUCUUGUGAGAAUAUUACUUGUUCUUCAGCUACUGCUUCUGCUAAAGACACCAGUGCUGUAAAAGAUUUGGUCCAAGCACAUUUUGAAAAUGAUCUGAAUAUGUUGGAAUCUGAGGAGCAGCAAGUGGAUCUGAAGGAGUGUCCAAAGCCCUUGGAUCAAGUGUUUGGGACUUUUGAGAUUGCAAAUUACUCCAGUUCUCUCACAGAUAUGACAAUAGAUGAUCUAUUUGCUGAUAUUGACACUUCUUGGCAUGAGCUUGACUCAGUGAUGUCUGGGCUGAUGACUGGUCCAAAAACAACACCAGUCAUAUUUGAAUUACUAAAUGGUUUACCAUCUCACACAUCAACACCCAUAAAUUCUCCCCAAAACUGCAAAACAGAUUUAAAUGAACUUGAUCACAUCAUGGAGAUCAUUGUUGGGUCCUAAAUUUAAGAGUUUUCUCCAUUCUGUUGGAAGAUAAUUGUAAAAUACAUAGCUACCCAAUUCUGUUUUCAGUUUUAUCUCUUUUGUAAAAUUUAUUAUCUUGUCUCCAAAAUACUGUCAUCACUAAUGUUCGGAUAAUACCUUUUGCACGCAACACUUUCAUUGCGUUUGUUCUUCUACUUGUAGUUAAAACAAAAAUGGUACAUAUUUUCAUACAUUUUUAAAUAUAUAUAUUUUAAUACUGAUUAGAUUUUUUACAGUUUCAAAAGUUUCCUGUUUAUUUUUAUUUGAACAGGUAAUUUUGAAAUAUUAUUCUAUAUCAAAAAAUAAGAUUCAAAGAGGAUUUAUAAAAUGUCUUCCUUAGUGUUAAGUAGAGAUCAUCUUUUGUGUUGUCUAAACAGACCAGUUACAUUUCAGAAUUGCCAUAUAAAUGGAAUUCUUUCAUCUCUCCAUGGCAAAUCCAAAAAAUAGUUUAAAAGGGAAUUUUUCAGUGUACUCGCAUUGUUGGCUUACAAGCACAGUAUUCCGAGUUAUAAUCUUUGAAAUCAUUGGAUGAAACUUUUAUAUAUGCUAUAAUGGUAUUGAAUU